Messenger RNA from Necator americanus (New World hookworm), 1416 nucleotides. RefSeq lists its product as uncharacterized. NCBI's taxonomy places the organism in Eukaryota, Metazoa, Nematoda, Chromadorea, Rhabditida, Ancylostomatidae. The transcript is spliced from 13 exons. The record is from RefSeq and is a predicted model, not a curated record. The coding region runs from base 1 to 1416 and encodes 471 amino acids. Gene Ontology annotation, biological process: regulation of transcription by RNA polymerase II. Gene Ontology annotation, cellular component: nucleus; transcription regulator complex.
AUGUUUGAGUACAUCGGAGAGAAGAGUGCUGCAUCCAAUCUGUCGAAUUUCGUUGUCCUGCGUAAAAGAUUGGGUCAUCUCAUAAGUAAUGCGAUUUCUCCAACGGCACCGAACGAAUAUUUUUCGUCACGGACAGGCGAAUUUCAAAAAGGAUCGCCCAAUAAAAGAUACAUUGAUGCACAAGGUUUCUACGAGGACAACUUCUCAGCAGAGCUCAUGGAUAUGGCAGGUGUGUGGUUUUACGAACAACAGUUGUUCGUCGUUGCUAAUAACAAAACUAUAGAUGAACAUGAGCGUAAAUGCAGUCCUAUGGCAGCAGCUGCUGAUCCUCUCGCCAGAGUUCAGGUUGCGGAUAAGUGCUGUAAUGCGGCCCUGGCUGAUGGUUGGUGGAUGCGCCGCCGUUCCGAUGUGAUCGUUGCGACGACAGGUUGCAUGCCCGUUGCUCGUAUUUGGAAACCGUUCACUGAUCGUUUCACUACACGUACCAGACACAGUUCUUCCUACAAAUCACGAAUGUUAACAGCUACAGUUGAGGCGAAGCCACUGGCUCAAUCUGAGGUAACAAAAGAAGUUAAAGAGGCGAAACCAUUCAGUGAUGCAAUUAAGGAUAUUGAGAAUCGCGGCGAGAGCGAUGGUGAUGAAAAAGAUGCCAACUUAACCAUGGGGCAGUACCCUUGUACAGCUGAUGAUCAUUUUGAGCUACGCCUUAUUGAUGCUGUUGAGAAGAAUCCGUGCAUAUUCAACCGCUGUCACCCACUUCAUAAAAUGUCGGACUACAAAAGCCACGUUUGGAACCAAGUUGCACAGCAGUUGUCGUUUUCAGGUCCUGGUGUAGAGUUGGAACGUAAAUGGCGUCAUAUGCGCGACCGAUAUGUUCGACUUCGGAAAAUAGACAAGACAACUGCUCCACUGAAGAAAGGCGACAAAUGGUAUUAUUAUUACAAGAAAAUGUCAUUUUUGGAUCCCUAUAUUGAGCACAGAAACCGGAGAAAAAGAGGUGAUCUUAUGGCCAGUCUGAUGAAACUUGGAGGAAAUGCAGAAGGUUUGUACGACCACCAAAUCACGGAGAGGAACGAUGAGGAAGAAGGAAGCGAUUCUGGGGAAGGAGAAAUUGAGGAUCGAUGUGAUCCGUUAAAAGAAUUUUAUGCAACGUUUGCGGAACAAAGCAUGGCCAUGCCACUUCCGGUUGAUGUUGAGCAUUAUGAUAAGCAAUCCCAAGCCUCUAGCUCGUGUGCAAAGAAGAGAAGACUUGAGGAGAACCAUGAUGAUGAUCCCGGUGAUACAGAGGUUUCUCUAUUCGUACGGUCCAUCGAAAAGUCGCUCAUCAGUAUGGAUGCACGCACAUUUGCUUUGGCUCGGCUGGAAAUAUCGCGGGUUUUAUUUGAUUGUCAGUAUGGAGAGAUGAAGACGGUAUGA